Molecule: messenger RNA, 623 nt
Organism: Papilio xuthus (Asian swallowtail)
Lineage: Eukaryota; Metazoa; Arthropoda; Insecta; Lepidoptera; Papilionidae
Exons: 5
Coding region: 4-531 (175 amino acids)
Source: RefSeq, a predicted model, not a curated record
GAGAUGCCUAUAAUGGACCGAUUCGACCUUGCGAAGUCUUCAAAAUUUACAAGAGGAGAAAAAUGUAUUUUUAUUCAUUUAAUACUAACAUUUGUUUUGAUAAUUUUAUCGAUUAUCAUAUACUUCGUGCAUCUGUGCAUAAUCAAUCAUCCAGGUAACAGUUACCUGAACACACGACGUUUGGUAUCAUUACAAGAAGGAAUUAAAGAAAUCACUACACCGGAUUAUUUGCCUAUAGGCGUUCUUUAUUUAAAUACGAAUCCUAUCCGGGUGAUUUGCAAUACUAUUCUUUUCCGGGAGAAAUGGUCAAUAGCACCUGCGCAUUGUGUUAUUAUUAGAAGUGAUCCCUCGUUGGCGGCAUUGCUUCCUAAAUGGGAGAUUAAAUUUAAAACGGCUGAUUUAAAAUUUAAAGUUACUAAAAUAAGGAGAAGUAUUGCUCAUCCUCAUUUCAAUCGAGACGACUUUAGUAACAAUGUUGGUCUACUAGAACACACAGUUUCGGUACCGAUCCAUCAAUAUAUAAAUCCAUAAAUCUCAACGAUCAUGUGAUAUUUGGUAAUGAGAAAUUACGUAUGACAUCUUGGAAUGAAGUUACCAUUUAUGAUAAAGAAAGUGUUGAAGAA